Messenger RNA from Syngnathus typhle (broad-nosed pipefish), 4545 nucleotides. RefSeq names its product itchy E3 ubiquitin protein ligase b (gene itchb). The transcript has 24 exons. NCBI's taxonomy places the organism in Eukaryota, Metazoa, Chordata, Actinopteri, Syngnathiformes, Syngnathidae. Gene Ontology annotation, biological process: protein K63-linked ubiquitination; protein K29-linked ubiquitination; ubiquitin-dependent protein catabolic process. The coding region runs from base 167 to 2836 and encodes 889 amino acids. The record is from RefSeq and is a predicted model, not a curated record. Gene Ontology annotation, molecular function: protein binding; ubiquitin protein ligase activity.
CUGUCGUAGUGGUAGCAGCUGGGGUUCAACAUGUUUUCAGCACUCCGCUAGCAUACCAGAGACGUAAAUAUUCUCACAGGAUGUUUGUCGUUAUACUUCCUCACCGCCCCUCAAAGUCACGAACAGAGUCUUAAUACGACUGCAGGCUUCUCCCCAGCUCUAUGCCAUGGCAAGUGAAGUCCCCAAGGCAGGCAGUUCCAAUGGUUACCCAAUGAAGGCACAGCUGCAAAUUACUGUGAUAUCAGCAAAACUGAAAGAAAACAAGAAGAACUGGUUUGGUCCCAGUCCUUAUGUGGAAGUUACUGUUGAUGGCCAGUCCAAGAAAACCGAAAAAUGCAACAACACUCACAGUCCCAAAUGGAAGCAGCCACUCACGGUGAUUGUGACUCCCUUCAGCAAACUGGUGUUCCGAGUGUGGAGCCACCAAACCCUGAAGUCCGACAUCCUGCUUGGUAUGGCCAAGUUGGACAUUAGUGCCACACUCAAAUCUAACAACAUGAAAAUCUCUGAGGUGGUGCAGACCAUACAGCUGUGUACAGACCGAGACCAGACGGACGUAGUGGGAGACCUUUCUGUCUGCCUGGACGGAAUGACAGUUGACCCUGAAAUGUUUGCCAAGGCUGAAGUCGCCCACCAGAAUCUAUCAAAUGGAGAAUCCCGUUCUAAUGGAGAACAUACCCCAAGACACAGCCGAGAUAGUUCCCCUGCUUUGGACAGCAUAGACCACCGCUCAUCUCCCCGGGGUCGACGGUCAGGGACCACCUCGGGUUCUCCUCUGGUCUCGACAGGAAGCGUGCGGCCUUUGCGACCACCCAGACCCUCCAGACCUCCACCUCCAACCCCGUGCAGACCCACCUCUUCUCCAGCGUCCUCCAGCAAUAGCUCUACACCGGCAGAAAGCAGCAAUGGUCCGUCGGGUUCAGAGACACCUGUGCGUGCUGCUGUCCCAGAGCCCUCAGCAACCCCAGACUGCAGUCCUUCGAUAAAUUCGAACAGGAACACUCCAACUGUAGCAUCUACCUCUGGACCCCCAGCAACAAGACAGCCAAUGAGCACCAUUGGCACUGGUGCCUCAUCCAGAGUCCCUGCAGCCAACUCUGGACCUUUGCCUCCUGGGUGGGAGCAGAGGAUAGAUCAACACGGCAGGUUGUAUUUUGUUGACCAUGUAGAAAAGAAAACAACAUGGGAGCGCCCUGAUCCCUUACCCCCAGGCUGGGAACGUCGUGUUGAUCAGAUGGGCCGCGUUUACUUUGUCGACCACAUUACACGGACCACCACGUGGCAGCGUCCCACAGUGGAGACUGUGCGCAGUUAUGAACAGUGGCAGCACCAGCGCAGCCAGCUGCAAGGAGCCAUGCAACAGUUCAACCAGAGGUUUAUAAUUGGGGGACAGGACCAAGGGACAGCCUCCCAAAAUAAGGAGUAUGAUCCUCUUGGACCUCUGCCAAAUGGAUGGGAGAAGAGAACCGACAGCAAUGGAAGAGUGUAUUUUGUGCAUCAUCCUACACGGUCAACUCAGUGGGAAGACCCACGGUCACAAGGGUUGUUGAAUGACAAGCCACUUCCAGAAGGAUGGGAGAUGAGGUUUACGGUCGAUGGCAUUCCCUAUUUUGUAGACCACAACAGGAGAACUACCACCUACAUUGACCCCCGCACCGGAAAAUCCUCACUUGAAAAUGGACCUCAGAUCACCUACGUCAGAGACUUCAAAGCCAAAGUACAAUACUUCAGAUUUUGGUGCCAGCAAUUGGCCAUGCCUCAACACAUCAAGAUCAAUGUGUCACGGAAAACUCUGUUUGAGGACUCCUUCCAGCAGAUAAUGAGCUUCAACGCUCAGGAUUUGCGAAGAAGACUUUGGAUUAUCUUCCCUGGAGAAGAAGGCCUGGACUACGGAGGUGUUGCCAGGGAAUGGUUUUUCCUGUUGUCCCAUGAAGUAUUGAACCCCAUGUACUGCCUUUUUGAAUAUGCUGGAAAAGAAAACUACGGUCUUCAGAUCAACCCCGCCUCUUCCAUAAAUCCUGACCACCUUAAGUAUUUCAAGUUCAUUGGCCGCUUCAUUGCCAUGGCACUUUUCCACAGCAAAUUCAUAGACACGGGUUUCUCACUGCCGUUUUACAAGCGUAUCUUGAACAAACCUUUGGCCCUCAAAGACCUCGAGUCAGUCGACCCAGAGUUCUACAACUCCCUCAUUUGGAUCAAGGACAACGACAUCGAAGAGUGCGGCCUGGAAAUGUUCUUUUGUGUUGACAAGGAAAUCCUAGGGGAAAUCACCACGCAUGACCUGAAACCUGAGGGAGGGGAGAUCCAAGUAACAGAGGAGAACAAGGAGGAGUACAUCAGGCUGGUAGCAGAGUGGAGGCUGUCUCGAGGAGUGGAAGAGCAGACCCAGGCAUUUUUUGAAGGCUUCAACGAGGUCCUCCCACAGCAGUACCUGCAGUAUUUUGAUGCAAAAGAGCUGGAAGUGAUGCUUUGUGGCAUGCAGGAGAUUGACCUUGCAGACUGGCAAAGAAAUACCAUCUACAGACACUAUGCCCGUGGCAGCAAGCAGAUCAUGUGGUUCUGGCAGUUCAUAAAAGAGAUGGACAAUGAGAAGAGGAUGAGGCUGCUUCAGUUUGUCACUGGUACCUGUCGUCUUCCUGUCGGAGGAUUUGCCGACCUCAUGGGAAGCAACGGUCCCCAGAAAUUCUGUAUUGAGAAGGUGGGAAAGGAAAACUGGCUUCCCAGAAGUCACACAUGUUUCAACAGAUUGGACUUGCCACCUUAUAAGAGCUAUGAACAGCUGAAGGAGAAGAUGAUGUUUGCCAUUGAGGAAACAGAAGGCUUUGGACAAGAGUGAUGUUUUGAAUCAACUGUGGCGCCAAAGCGCCAGGUACUGGGAUCAAGACUGCCGGAUUGAUGUUGGGGAGCCCUCCCUUCAUAUUGGCCAGCAGGGGUCCAUGCCCAGUGCAUGCAUAUUUAUUGCCUCCACCUCCAAAGGAAAGAAAGCUUUUAAUUGAUAGUCUCUUGUAACCAAAACUACCCAGAUUGAUCCUGCACUUUCGAAUGAGCGUCAUAUUACGCACUGGUAGUGUUUUCCACCCCAUCUUCUGACCAUUUUAAAGUCAGCAAGCAACUGGGAAGCAGCAUUAGUCUCUUGUCUAGUUGCUUAUUAGUGAAACUAGCCAUUGCUAUCUUGCUAGGUUUCUGGGUUAGCAAAAUUAAGCAGAUUGUAUCGCUCUUAAUCAACCUCUACCAUAAUGAUUGUCGCUUUCCUCACCUGCAUCUCUCCCGCUAACAAGACUUUAUUAGUAUUGGCUGAUGCCUUUCAGAAGAAAGACAAAACAUCAGCAGGAUGUCAAGCAAAUUAUGGUGCUUAUCACACUCGUUUCUGAGACAAGCCGUGAGAAGCAGCCCAGAAUGGCUCCAUGAUUGUGACUAUAGUUAGCAGUACUUUUCAUGUUAAAGGCUUACUGCAAUGGCAGCAUUGAAAAAGAGUCCUAGUUUUAUAGGACCAUUGUUUCGGCUGGUAUUGUGUGGCUGGGGAAAAAUGUCUUCACUAAUAUCAAUUUGUCAUGAUUUCCGGUAUUGUGUUUUGGGAAAUGGAUGACAGAACACACACACACACACACAACAGUGCAUCCUUUAGGGAAUUGCAAGUAUUGUGAAAUGGAAAAACAACAAAAUGAAAGUCAAGCCAAACUGAUUUCUUUUGAUGUGUUUUUAUCACUUAAAUACUUCCUGCUUUAAAAUAGGCUGCAUAGAUAGGUGAAAAAUAAUGUGAUAUUUUUAAAACCCUCCCUAUUCAAAAGCUCUGAGAGAUUAAUUAGUUAAUAUUGUUGAGGUUUUUCACUUUAUUUUUGUAAACUUUACAGCAACAACAAGAAAUUAGUGCGAAAUAAUAAGCAGUGUCCAUGUCUUCAUUUUUAGAAGAUGUACUCUUCAUUAGACACCAAAUAAGUGUUGUUUGUGAAUCGAAAAGUAUACAAUUCUAACAAUGUUCUUGAAAAUGUGUUUACUACACACAAUGAGCGACAAUAGAAUAGGCACAAAAAUAUCAUGUUUGGGGUCAGUUAUUUAUUUCUACUAAGCAAAUCGAUGCAGUAAAUAUACUGUAGUCUACAAAUCCUCUUUCAAAUACCAUGAAUUUGUGAUGUAAAACAUGACACCAAGAUGUAAAUCCACCAUUAACUUGACCUUUAACCGUGAUGGACGGUGAUUUUCAAUCUUCUAAUUUUGGAUGUGGCUGAAUGAACCACCCACAGUCAAAUGUAUGUUAACUGAAACUCAGCACACCCUGAGUUGUACAGGUAGCAUUAUUGGUUUUGAAAAGAUUGAUUUUGGUGUCAUUUUUUAAUCCCAAUACCUGGCAUUUAAAAAAAAUAAAAUUACAAAUCAUAGUACACCCCUCUGCUUAUUUUACUUGCAGGUGUUAAGAUUCCUGCAUGUAAAAUUCAAUCUGCUGUAAAUAAAUAUUUUUUUUGUAACAUAAGAGGUUUUCUAAUGCAAUAUGUGGGUGGAAACACAAUAAACUGGUCACCUUAAUUAAAUUUAAAAUAUUAAAACAAA